CUUCCAGCCCAUCACUAAAAUUUGCCUAUGAUGUUUUGGGAAAUUCUUUUCAUUCAAGUUCUUUUUACAUAAAAAUCUGACAUUGCAAAUUACUAAUGUUUGGGUGUUUUUGCAUUAACUGUGUAUGAGAGACAAUAUGUUUUUAUUGUAUGCCAAUUUGUGCCGCAAUAGUAAAUUCUAUGCAAUUCAAGAGUAGUAGCAUACAGUCUACUUUUGUUAUGGUUUUGAUCAACUGACAGUAGUGAUGGCGUCUGAUGUUGAUGCUUCUUGUGAAAAUGACCCGAACUUUGCUGUUAUUUGCGCAUUUUUCGAAAAAUUUGGUGAAAACUGUGCACUGGGACCGAUAGAUUUCGCCGAACUACAGUCUAUGCUGGAAAACACUGAUGAAGUACCACCAGCAUUAGCAAACCUUCUAAUCAAGCUUAUGAGAAAAGUGAAAAAGACUGUUAAACCUGAGAAGUGGGAGAAAGCUUUGGUUGGAAUUUGCCAUAAUUUUAGCUCUAAAGAUGCAUGGGAAAUUGAAAGAUUUGGCUUUAAGAAAGCCAAAUUAUCAUCUAAAGUCAGAGCACUUAAGGAACUACUAGAGAUGCAGUUUGACUUUAAUGCCAAAUUUAAAGGAGAAGUCAACAAAUUGGCAGCUACUGAACUAAGGUCACAACCUCUAGGCCGUGAUAAAUCUGGACAUGCAUAUUGGUUCCACAGUGAUCACAACUUUCAAAUACGCGUAUAUAAAGAAGAUUUGGACGAUGAAACAUGGACCCUAAUUGCCAAAGAUAGAGAAAGCCUAGUUUCUCUCAUCACUAAACUCAAUGAUGGGGAAGUGAAAUGCAGCUCUGAUUCUGCUGUGAAUGAAGACAGUAACUCACUGUCAGAAAAACUUAUCAUCGAUACUGGACAAAAUGAUUCAGAUUCAGCAACAAAAGAUAAAAUUACCGAAGAUGAUGUGGAGCAAAGCCCAAAGAAGAUGAAACUUGAAAAUGACAUGCAAGAAGACAAGGUUCUGAAAAUACAUUUAACAGAUAUCAAAAAAAGUCCCAAGAGGCAAGAGUGUGAUAAGUCUGAAGAAACUAACGAGAAUGAGAAAGUGAUAGAUGAAAAUAAAGAGAAAGAGGAUGAAACUGAAGACACUGAAAAAGAAGAAAUUGAUGAAGAUGAAUCAAAAGAUAAUGAAAAAGAGGAAACUGAAGAAGAUGAUGAAGCAGCAGAGAAGAGUCCUAUUGUAGGAGACACAAUUGAAGAAGAUACUAUGCACAUCAGAGGAGAAGGUAAUGGGAAAGAGAAUGAUGCAGGCAUUCAUAGACCAGCUACUGAAUCAAGCGAAAGCCCAAUUAUUGGGGAAGUUAUUGAAGAAGAAAUUAUGUAUGUUCGAGGUGAAGGUCUUGGGCAGGAGUGUGAGACAGGCAAUGAUAAAAAAACAUCUGUGACUGAAACUCAGUCGGGCGGGUAUGCCCGUAGUCACAACUCCAGUUCUACUGAGAAUAGUAUUAAAGAUGAUGAGGUUAAAAAAGGCGAAAAUGUUUCUAAAGAACCUUCAGAUGAAAUAGACAGUUGCGCUAAGACGCCGGAAAAAAAGCCUACCUUUUUCUUUGGUUCUCCUCAAAAAGAAACCUCUGUUAAUACAUCUCUCACUAUGGAGUUUGGUCAGAAACCCGACCAAGCAGCAAAAUCCCCAAGUAACACGAAAGAGCCAUCUCAUGACAGUUUGGAAGAGAAGAAUAAAAAUGGUGAAGAUAUCAAAAAUGAAUCAACAAAAGUUGUCGAUGAUAAUCAAAAUAAAAAUGUGAGUAAAAACGGUGAUGAAAAUCCGAAAGAGGAUGACGCAUCAGAUGAAGAUUCUUCAGAGAAACGCCCAGUGGUAGAAGAGCCAUGUGUAAAAAAACUUGCGUAUGUAUGUGGAGAAGACACAGCUGAGGAAGAUGCAGAAACAGUAACCGAAAACGAAGUAGAAAAAGAUGUAAAAAGUAAAAGUAACAAACUGAAAAACUCUGAAUUAGAUGUUGAUAAUGAGGUAAAAUCAAAAGAAGCUAGUUCUAAAGAUGUAGGAGAGAUCAAAACAAGUGGAAAUAAACCAGAUGAUGUUGAAAGUGAAACUGAGACUAAUAGUAAGAUAGAAAAUGAUAAAGGCAAACCAAAAGGCAUUAAAAAUAAAACAGAAAUUAAAGAAAGUGAAAACGAAAGUAAAUCAGGUGAUACGAAAGAUAAACCAGAGGAAGCUGAAAGUAAAACAAAAAGUGAUAAAAGCGAUUCGAAAAACGACUCGCAAAAAUCUGACAAAGAUAAAGAGAAAUCGGAGGAACCAAGUAAACCAGAAAAACCUAGUGCAAAACCAGGGCUUAGAGCAGUGAGGAUGAAAAGGGGACCAACACAAAACAAGUCCAAAGAAGAAACACCAGCGAAAGAUGAGAAAGUUGCUGACACUGAAGUUGUAUUUCUGAAAAGUAGAAGAGGGAAGAAAGAAAGGGAGGCAACUCCACCUACAAAAGUUAAGGUGAAGAAGCCAAAGCUGUCUGCUAAAGAGAAAAACAAGAAGGAAGAUAAGGUUGACAGUGACAAUGCCUCAGUAACGUCAGGGGACAAGGCAGGAAAAGGAGGGAGCAUGGCUAGUGCAAGUUCUUCAAGAGUUUCAACGCCAGUGUCAAUGCCAGAUUCUAUUAUAACUAUACCUGAAAUCACUGAGGUUACCAGUGUAGAGGAAGAGCCACCUGUACCAGAAAAGGAUCCUUUAGGAUGUUCAGAGGAUGAUCAAGAUGAUGAUGCUGAGACAGCCCCGACUCCCAAUUCGCGCAGCCUGCAGAACUUCUCUUUCGACUUCGACGACACAGGGGCAGCACCUGUAAUUCCUGUCAUUCCCAGCACCAGGUCGUUACGGAAACGAGGCAGGGAAGCCAGCCCUACCGGUCCUGUGGUGGAUAAGCAGCAGGGUGGGAAAAAGAUGAAGUUGAAAGGGAAGAGGCGAUUCAACACCAAGUUGAGGAAAAGCAUUGAACAGCAGAAACAACAGCUGCAACAGUCGAGCAGCAGCGAUGAAGCGGUUGCUGUGUCGAGUGACGAAGCUCCGAAAUUUCAAAAAGAGUCGCCAGUUAAGAAGAAAAGGGGCCGAAAAAAGAAAUCUGAAGUUGCAGUUGAAGUUGAUGAUGAUUCAAGUAACCAUGCUCCGGUAACAAAGGCGAAAAAAGAAAAGAAGCCCAAUGCUCGAAUGCUCGAAGGUUUGGGAAUAAGCGACCCUGAGGCCGUACUGCAGAAUCAAUCGCUUGGUGUACGGCAGUCGAGGAGGCUGGCGCAAAUCAAAAUCAAGGAAUCUUUAGACGUGAAAAAGCCUGAACCCAAAACCAAGCAAUCAGCAAAAGAGGAGAAAUCCAAGAAAAAAUCAAAAGAGGCUGCCGUGCCCGAGAAAAAGAAACACGGUAGAAAACCAGCCACCCCAGAACCGGAGCCGGAACCCAGCGGUAGAAGGAGGAAAAAGAAAUCGGUCGCACCGAGCAAGCUGUUUGAUCAAAGCAGACCAUGGCAGUCGAGCAGCGAGUCGAGCGAAGAGGAAGAAGAGGCUGUGGAAGAGGAGGAGGAGGAAGAAGUUGAGGAAAAGUUGGAGUUUAACGCAAAGUCGGAUCAUGAGUUUUCGCCAGAAAGCGAUUUGGAGAGCGGCGAAGCAUAUCAGGUUCCUAAGAGGGCGAGGACGGCAAAGAGGAAAGAUGAUUCUGCUGAGGAAGAAGACGAAGAAGAUUUCCCUUGCCAAAAAUGCGGCAAAUCUGAUCACCCAGAAUGGAUACUGCUCUGUGAUAAAUGUGAAAACGGUUGGCAUUGCUCCUGCUUGCGACCACCAUUACUUUCUAUUCCUGAAGGUGACUGGUUCUGUCCACCUUGUGAACACAUAAAACUGAUCGAAAACCUGCAACUCAAAUUAAAAGACUACGACAAGAACAUAGUGAAAAAGAACCUGGAGGACCGUCGCAAGGAGCGUCUAGCCUACGUCGGCAUCAGCCUGAACAACGUGUUGCCGCCCAGCAAAGAGCAAGAGAAGACGGAAAAAAAGAAAAAGAAACGGGGCUCGUCGGAAUCCGGGAGCAGCGAAACGGCGGACGAGGAAGACGAGGACGGCGAAUCGGAAACUGACAGCGACGAACCGGUGUAUCAGUUGAGGCAACGACGGCAGGCGAGGAGUUACAAGUUUAACGAAUAUGAUGAUCUGAUCAACUCGGCUAUUCAGGAGCAGUUGGGAGAACCAGUCGUCAGGCCACCAUCGCCGGUAUGUGGUCGAGGCAAGGAUAUGGCAACCAUUGUCAAAGCAGAACAGGAGGAAAGGAAGGAGAAUGAUGUAUUCAAGGACCUUGAAGAGAAAAAAGAAGAUGAAGAACAGGCUGAGGGCGCUGGAGGCGAGAAGAAGCCGUUAGUGAAACCACCAGUGAAAAAACCAAGGAAGAAAACUCGAAAAAUGACUGCUCUGGACGUGAGCAGUGAAGAUGAUGAUGAAAGGGAUGAAGAUUUCGUUGGAGAUAUGAGUGUGAGCUCGGAAGAUGAAGACGUUGACGAAGGAGACAGCGAGGAAGAUUCAGAUGAUAUUGGUCGUAGAAGAAGGAAUUUGAGGCCAACCAGAAGAUCUACUCGUAAUAGGACUAGCAAAAUCAACAAAGAUUUUAUUGAUGACGAUGAAGAAGACUCCGACAGGCCUCGAAAGAAAAAGAAGAAACACUAUUUCAGUGAUGAAGAUGAAUCUUCAGAGUCGGAUGGUAGUUGGGGUGGAAGGAAGAAGAAAAAAGGAAGUAGGAAAAAGAAAUCCAAAAAGAAAAACAGCAUUUUGGACGAGCUGUCCGACUUGGAGGUUCCUAAUAAAAAGAAAAAACGUAGAAUAGUUUACGGCGGCCUAACAUCAAGUGAAGAGGAAUUAGGAAGGGGGAGAAGAACUAGAGGAAAGAAAACUACCUACGUUGAAGCUCUGGGAAGCGAAACUGAAGAUGAAGUUCAGAAAAGGAACCCGAGGAAGAUAGACAGCGAUGACGAAGAUUUUGUAGCGAAUGAAGAAGAAGACGACGAAGAAGAGGCUGCAGAAGAUGAGCCGGAGCCUGAAGAUGAAGAAGAUGAUGAGGAAGUUAGCAGGAAAGAUGAUGCAGAAGAAAGGAGACGAUUGAUGGUACCGAAGAUAUAUAUAAAGAAACCGGCCAUUGGUGCUGCAAAAGAAACUGACAAGAGUAAAAAGGUGAACAGCGAAAUGAAUAAGGAAGAAAAGACGGACAUUGAACAAAACAAUAAAGAACCCGCAGUAGACAAAGACAACGAAACAAACUCGAAACCUGACGUUGUAAGAAAAGCAGAAGAAAGACCUGUAACGAUCGGACCAAAGAACUCUACAAAUCGUGUGCGAAUCAAGGUGGUGCCUCGAAAGGAUCAAGUUGGGACUAAACUAACGAAUUUGAAAGAAACAAAUACACAGGCCGAAAAGGAUGUAAAUAAGAGUACGGAUAAAGAUAUUCCCAAUAGUAAUCUCAGUAUGUCCGAGAAGCAGUUGGAUGGUGAUAAGAAGAAACUAGGGGCCGGCAUUGAACGACUGAAUAUGAAUAAAGUGUUGAGCUCAUUGGACAAAGCAGGCAUCGAAUUAACGCCAGCGUCGAGACCUAUGCAAAAGGUGGCGACAUCGCCGGUGAAAAUAGCGACAGCUGCCAAACUUACCCCGCCUGCGGUACACCACGAGCCGAUAGUAAGCAACGUGAGCGCCCUUCUGAAGAACGAUGACAGUAACGACGAGCUGUCGGAGCCGCCGGGCGUAGCUCUACCACUCUUCGAUGAAGUGACGAUAACGAAAAAGGACGCACCCAGGAGGAGGAUUAAAAUACGUCCAAAGAAGUCUCUUGAGGAGACAGUUGCCCACCUGGGAAGCGCCAUAUCAAUAAAACCAGCAGCUCCUAAAACAGUCGAUGGCCCUAAGACGACGACGACAUCGGAAUGCAAAAUCGAAAUCGCCGCGCCACCUCAACCUUUUUCACAAACGGCUCCAGCGCCGUCUAUCAUCACCAGGAUGUUGCAGACGCCUAGCGGAGCGACUCCAGUUAAAGAUGAGUCCGAUAAAGAUGCUGCUGCGGCAUCAUUGACAGAACCUACCCCCAAACCAGAUUAUUCCGUAAUCGGAAAAAUUCGACCGAAGCAAUUUGCCACAAUGCCUUUGGAAGAUGACGAUGACGAGCCGUCGGCACCUCCAGUGAGACAACGGAAGUUGGGACCGUCGGUGGACAGCCAGGAACACUUCGCGCAAAAUGGAGGUCGGCCCAGCGGCGUUCCCCCGCAACAACCACCACCUCAGUACCACCAUCGAUUGCCACCUCCGCACCCUCAGAUGAAUCACUACCCGCUACAUCAGCCGCCUCCGCGCGAACCGACAGCGUGCGGUCCGUCGGUAGCGCCCCCGCCUCCGAGGACGCAUCACAAUGUACAGCCUCCGGCGCCGCAUCAUAACGUGACGCCCCCACCGCCUCAGCCUCACGCGACAGGAAGUCCCGCUAAAGGAAUGGAAGGUUAUGGCAGGGCGCAGCAGGGCAGGUACAGCAAUCCACCAACCGGCCCCACUUAUCCUCACCGACCACCUGUCCACAUGCCGGCAGGUCCAUCGUAUCCACCUCCUCACCCACCCCCAGGGACGCAAACGGAAUCACCCGCUCCUCCCGCGCCAACUUCCUCGACGCAGUACUACGGGAACUACCCGCCGCCCCCGGUGGAGCCCGUGGAGGAACCACCCUACCAGAACCCACCGUAUCAGGAGUCCUACCAGGGGGAACCCGUCCCUGUACAAGAACAAGCGGCACAGGGCAGCAAACCGUAUGAAGGGGAGGAAACGGGAGGGGAGUUUGGAGGGUUGGUCUCGUAUUUUUCCAGUCAGCACGAGGAUGACCUGGACUCGUAAGAUGAGAGUAAGGUGCGUGCAGUGCAUCGGAACGUAGUUUCUUACUGUUAUAUUCGGUAUGUGAAUGUAGAAGGGCUGGUUAGAGAAUUUCGUAAGCAGGGAUUAGCUAAUGAGACAGCUGUAUUCGCUAAUAAAAAAUGGAUAUCGUGGGUUAGUACACGAUCGGAAUCGAAUCAAUACAUGUUUUUUAUCAACUACGGCAAUAGUUUUUUUGUCUUUGGGCGAUGGAGGUUGAAAUCUCUCAGCUGGUCAAAAACUGAAACUAGUGUCGAGGCAAUUACGCUUUGCGAAAAAUACCAGCAAAAUGCUAACAGUCACUACUGCUAUAAAUGUAUCUAGCACAUUUAAAAGUGCAAAGGCCAACCAAACUACGCAAAACUGACUAUGACAGGUGCAUACAGAACGUUUUAUAUGAUGCUUAUAUGGUUCUCUAUCUUAAAAAAAAAUUAUUCAUGGUGUGAAUGAUGGAAUUUACAGGGUGUUACGAUAUUUUUAUCGAAGUUACUUUCACAGAUAAUAAAGUAAAAAGAAGGGUCAAAAUUUGUCGGAUCAAAAAUAUAUAAAUAAACGCAUUUUAUAUUUUAGAUUGCAUGUUGAAAAGGCCGCGGGGCAGCCAAAACGGUAAUCAAAUAUUGCCAAGUAAUCUGAUGUAUCUAUUCUCAUUUUCGAACUUGUCUACAGCGAUGUUUUUCAAAUGGUCUUCCUAUAUUUAGUGAUUUUUCUGUGGUUCAAACAUGUAACAAUUUACAGUGCAAGUUCUCAACUUAAUUCGUCCAGUAAAAUUGGUCUCAUAGUAGUGCAACUUUCGGCCACCCUGGUCUACAACUACUCCGUGACCCCUUUCAAGUAUACAGCGUCUCCUAGAAAUAACACGGCAAAGUGGCACGGGGGUAGAUUGACAGAUCAAUCAGAUAAAAUAAACAAGACCUUAGUAAAGGUUUUCUAGAUUUUUUUUACUGAGCCACCUCUAAUUUAGCUGUUUGUUUUAAAACUAAAUAAAUAUCACAUUAUUCAAAAGGCCGAUAAGAACUCUUGUUUUUGCUGGAAAUUAUAUAAAGUCUUUAUUUGAUGGCCUAAAUAUUUCGAAAACUGUCCACUCUAGAAAAAAGUUUCAAACGGAAGUUGUAGGGGAGAAUGAGGUGUUCUUAAUACGACCUUUAAAGUUCUUUCAAGAUCCAGUGAAUAUUUUUUCACAUCUGAAGUGAAAAGGAAAUCAAAUUUUCCGGCACAACCUAGCCCUUGACCUUGUACAUCGCUUUCAAGGUCAAUACAAGGCGUCGAAAACAAAAGGUAACCAUGAUCAUGACCUUGAAGGUCAAAUCAGAAGUCCCAAAGGAAACCUCUCAUUUUUAUACUGAAAAUUUAAAAAGCAGGAAAUUUUUCGUCCGAAUGUGACCUUGAUCUCGAAUAACAUAUAAGCUUGACACGACCUUGGCUUUGAGUUCAAGGUCACUUGCGGACGUAAUAACGGAUGAUUUUUUAAGAGGUAUAGGAUUUGAUUUUCAAAAAAAAAACACAAAAAAUUUGAAAAACGAUUAAAUCUUUAUUUGAGUCGAUAGAACGGUCGAUAUAAUUUAAUGUUUAAAGAUUAUUUCAUGUAAAUGUUGGCCGCGGCUCCGCUUUAUAUGGCCCAUGCGCAAGGUCCAAUUUUGGCACACUCUCUCCAACAUAUCGGCCGGUAUCUCACGAAUAAAUGUUUCAAUAUUGGCUUCCAGUGCGUCAAUCGUUGCUGGUUUAUCCCUGUAGACAUUAGCCUUAACAUGGCCCUACAAGAAAUAGUCCAACCGCGUUAAAUCACACGAUCUAGGCGGCCAAUUGACGGGCCCCAAACAUGAGAUAAACUGUUCACCGAACUCGCCUCUCAAUAGGGCCAUUGUUUCGUGUGCGGUGUGGCAUGUGGCACCGUUUUGUUGAAACCACAUGUCAGCCAAGUCCAGCCCUUCCAUUUUGGGCAAAAAAAAGGUUGUUAUCAUCGCACGGUAGCGCUCGCCAUUCACAGUUACGUUCCGGCCAUUGUCGUCUUUGAAGAAGUACGGCCCGAUGAUGCAACCGGCCCAUAAUCCACACCAAACAGUGAUUUUUUCGAGAUGCAUUGGUAGCUCUUGCAAUGCUUCUGGCUGGUCUUCACUCCAGAUGCGGCAAUUUUGCUUGUUAACUUACCCAUUCAACCAGAAAUGAGCUUCGUCGCUGAACACAAUUUUUCGAUAAAAAUGUGGAUCUUCCUCCAUCUUUGCCAGCGCCCAUUCACCAAAUUGGAAACGUUGUGGGAGGUCGUGUGGCUUCAAUUCUUGCACCAGCUGUAUCUUAUAAGUUUUUCCACCCAAAUCCUGUCGCAAAAUUUUCCACGUAGUGGAGUAACAGAGGCCCAAUUGCGAAUCGACAUUUCACGGUCAUCACUAACACUGGCGGAUACAGCCGCAAUAUUUUCUUCAGUCCUCACUCUACGUCUGCGUGUUGGUGGUUUAUUGUCCAAUAAUGUAAAGUGGGUUCGAAAUUUAGUCACAAGCUUCCGAAUAGCUCCCUCAGUAGGCCGACCAAAAAGCCCAUAUAUUGGAAGCAGUGCUCGAUGCACUCUCUUAACCGAGCAUGAAUUUUGAUAGUAAAAUUCAAUAAUUUGCAAGCGUUGUUCGUUCGUAAGUCGAUUCAUGGUUAAAUUAUAGACCAACCUGAACAAGUUUGACAAUGACACAAGACACGAUUCACGCGUCAUCUGUCAAAAACAGUGUUGCCGAAAAGAUACUAGCAAAAAAAUCACUCAUUAUUUCCUGAUUUUUUCAUUUAAAAAUGAUAGGUUUCCUUUGAAAAUUUUGACUUGGCCUUCAAGGCCAUGAUCGAGGUGACCUUUGGGUGAUUCCCACAAACCUUAUAACUGAGCUGUCUAAUAUUUUUGCUAGAACAAAUUGUUUUUGGUGUCUUGAUUUGACCUUGAAAUGCCCUUGAAGACAAAAGGUGGCGACUAAGGUUAUUUUCAGAUCUAAAAUUUACUGAUCUUUUCAAUUCCAAUGUGAAAAUGGAAGGUUUUGUUUAAAAAAUAUUCACUUUAUCUUGCAGGACGGAGUUAAGGUCACAACUCUCCGCGUCUAAAGAAUCCUUGUAGUUUUUAUUUAGUCACAUGAAAGAAAAAAAAACGUAUACAGAUCCUGGGGUAGAUCGUCUGACUUGAGACUUUAUUCAACCACAAAACGAAUCUAACAGUAAUAAACAUCAUGUAUGUGGAUUGUCACGCUUUAUACGCUAAAAACGCGUAAUUUUAAGGGUGAAUCUUAACAUUACUUUGAGAAUUGUGAUGUACAAAUAAAAUACCAAUAUAAAUUGUAAAUAAUUGUGUAUUUGUAAAAAUAAAUUAUUCCGAUUCUUGGAAGGAAAUCAGCAUUGUUUGCAAUGAUAAACGGGCUGCUGUGCAUUUAAAAAAUGUAGGAAAUAAUGAAUAUGACAUGACAUGCUGGAUAAAAUGAACGAUUAUCAAUUUUUGUAAACCAUUAUUAUUGUAACCUUAGUUGUUAGGCGGUUUCACGCGAGGAAAAAUGUAUCAUGAUUAUGUCACUUUUAGAAAAGUAUCGAUUUUUGGUUUUUACAUUUACAUAUUCAAUAUUGUUUUCAGUAUUGAUAUAAUUUGUUGUAAGCAUUUUGUGCACGCGACAAUAUCAAUUUGCAGCGUUUUACAAUGGAGUCAGAAAGAGACUCUAUACAGGGUGUCCCAGAAUAACGUGCCAUUAUCUCGUAUUCAUAUAGAAUACCAAAUAAUAGUGACACUAGUUUCUAUAAAAAAUUUCCCCUACCGAGAUCCAGGCCUCUACUGGAAAUUGGUAUUCCUUAAAUAAAUGUUUUACCACAGUGCAUAUUUCGACGAAAUUUCCAAUUUAUAUGGCUUAGUAACCAGCUGGGGGCCUCAUUUUUUCACACUGAAGCUGCCGCGCAGGUAGAAGAAAAUUGAUGAUGAAUCUGUUAUCAGAAUUUCUAUUUUACAAAAUGGAGGAAGCAUUAUACUGGAUUCAGUGCCAAACAUAAUAGAAAAAGGGAAAAGACUACGCUUCUUGUUUCGGGAUAAGGAGUACUUUUCUCCACAUGACCUCCUCACUCUGUACAAGGCCCACAUAAGGCCUAGUCUCGAGUACUGCUCACAUGUUUGGGGUCCUGCCGCCCCAACUACAUUAUCCGUGCUCGAUGCCUCUUCUCUAACGGACAGUCUCGGAACCGUUUUCACCGCAUUCAAAAAUUUGUUGAAUUACACAGUAUAUUCCAGUUAUAUGGGGUUGUCCAAAACGGAGGCAGGAAAGUAAACGCAUAUUAAAACAAGAAAGAUUGAUAUUCAAAUCAAGUUGGGUACUUUAUUUUGAAGGUUCAUUUAUACCAUUUAUGUAUGAAAAAUAAUAUCGCUCAAAUGUUCACCACGACUGGAUUUACAGACGUCCACGCGAUGGUCGAAAUUUUCAAUGACAUUUUGCAACAUGAUCGUCUAUGGCAUUUAUCUCGGCAAUGAUGUUAUUUUUGAGUUCUUGGAGGGUGGCUGGUUUGUUGACGUAGACUUUGCUUUUCAAAUAUCCCCAUAAAAAGAAGUCAAAGGGAGUCAAAUCGCACGAUCUUGGUGGCCAUGGCACAUUUCCUCUGCGCGAAAUCACGCGAUCACCGGACUGCAAUCAAUGGAUAUUGACGUUGGUUGUGUGGCAUGUUGCACCGUCUUGUUGGAAAUAAACAUCGUCCAUAUCCAUUCCUUCAAGUUGCGGCAAAAAAUAGUCCUCUAUCAUCACGUGAUAUCGCUCAGAAUUGACGGUAACGGCGUCCCCGGCCGCAUUUUCGAAAAAGUAAGGUCCGAUGAUGCCUUUUGACCACAAUGCACACCACACAGUCACUUUUUGAGGAUGCAUCGGCUGCUCUUGAUACUCACGGGGAUUUUCGUUCGCCCAGAUGCGGCAGUUUUGCUUGUUUACCGUCCCAUUCAAAGUGAAAUGCGCUUCGUCGCUGAACAUGAUUUUUGAUGAAAAAUUGGCAGCAAUUUGGCGGUGUUCAAGGAGCCAACCUGAGAACGUUCGGCGCGAAAAAUGGUCGGCCCGACGCAGCUCUUGCGUCAAUUGGAUCUUGUAGGCGUGUACAUUCAAAUCCUUGUGGAGAAUGCGGAGCAAACUGGUUCUCGAAAUGCCCAAUUCUUGGGAUCGACGCGUUGUUGAUUGUUUCGGAUCGUCUCUCACACUCUCCUUCACAACAGCAAUAUUUUCCGGUGUGCGAACGCUCCUUGGCCGGCCAGAGCCUGGCAGAUUAGCCACAGAACUUGUUACCUCGAAUAUACGCACCAGACGACCGAUGGUUGUUUCGUUUGGGCGGUUGUUGCGACCGAAAUGUUCACGAAGCGCGCGAAACGUGUUUUUUAUUUUUGCACCAUUUUUGUAGUGCUCUUGAAUAACUUUAAUGGGGCCUUCAAUCGAAUACGACUCCAUAGCGAUCAAUGGUAAACAUUCAACUAACAAAAUGACAUGUCGGUGACAGAAAACAAAGAUGGCGUCUAUGUGAAAUUGACGUUUACUUUCCUGCGUCCCUAUUGGACAACCCUUUAUAUGAAAAUAUUUCCAGUAACAUCCGUCAGGGGCUUGUAUCUUUGGGGGAAGCCCCACAGUACAAUUUUUAUAGAAAUUUGCGUCAUUUUUUUCGUGGUGAAUAUGCAUACGUGAGAUUGGCAACACGGUGUGUCAAACAUUGUUGAGCGACACUGUCACUCGACACAAGUUGCAUGCAUAAUCCUUUGAGUUAAUGGUAAUCACAUUAAGGCAUACUUUAAAUUGCAUGACAUGCUAGUUUGGCGGAAAAAUUAUUUAAAUGUCAAAACAGUAAAUACAGGGUUUGUCCGGAAAGUAAUAGGACUGAGUCGAUUUAAAAAAAUUUAUUGAGCCAAUCGUUACAAUUCUUUAAAAACUUUCAAAAUAGGCUCCUUCUGCGUCGAUGCAGCGCUGCCAGCGCGAUUUCCAAGUAUUGAAGGCGUCAUGGAAGGCAUUCUCCGGAAUAGCCUUGAAAGCCGCGGUGCAUGCUCUUGGAUCCCCUCUGUCGUCUCAAAAUGCUUACCUUUCAUCGACCUUUUCAGGCGAGGAAACAAAAAAAGUCCGGGGGGGGGGGCACAUCUGGGCUGUAGGGCGGCUGCGGAAGCGUUGGGAUGCCGGCCUUGGCGGUGUGAGCCGGGGCGUUGUCGUGGUGCAACUUCCAGUCGGCUGCGAUGUCUUGUCUGACAGAUUUUGGUAAAUUUAACAUCUGGGCAAUUAAACGAAUACUUUCUGAGUCACGAGUCACAUUAUCGGUGUUUGUCGAAGUCGAAGGUCUUCAUCAGCUGUCUAAAAAGGCCUGGUGCCACCGACACACAUCACUUCUUGCUAAAGCAACACCUGGGUAAGCCUGCUUGAUCAUAUCAAACGUCUCAGUCGCAUAUUUACCGAGUUUCAUACAGAAUUUAAUCGCGUACCUCUGCUCUAACGAACGCUGCAUUUUCGGCUUGCACCAAUCGCAGAAACACGUCGCGCGAAAAUGCCUGUCCUGACUGUCCAGUAAGUUAUAUAAGGUUAUAUUUGAAUCAACUAAAGAAAACAGGAACAUUGGUAUAUGUGAAUUAUGCCUGAGCCAAGAGAAAUAAUAUAAUUUUGGAAAUUUUCCAAGAUCCUAUUGAAUGUAAUAGAAAUGGUAUUUUACAUAUUUUUUUAACAUUUUGAAUACCUAACGACGGGUUCGCCUUUACGUCAUUAAAAUAAUUAUUCUGUGGAACAAUGUAUCCUUAAUGCAGGACUGAAUCAUUAUAUCCUUUUUUGUUAUUUGUACAUUUACAACAUGAUUACUGCAGCUGCUGUUUGUAACUGUUAUUUAUAUAUCUUUUUUAGACGUAAUCUAUUUUGAGUGUUUUAGUUUUUAGUGUAAAAUAUAUUAUUUUUACGUUUUGAAUGUAAUAAAAUU
Molecule: messenger RNA, 13810 nt
Organism: Acanthoscelides obtectus
Lineage: Eukaryota; Metazoa; Arthropoda; Insecta; Coleoptera; Chrysomelidae
Source: the annotation of a GenBank genome assembly